AUGAAUCAAAUCGUUUCUGGGAUUCAAUUUAAUGUAGGGCCUAGAUAUGAUGUUAAAAAAUUACUAGGGGCUGGUGCAUAUGGACAUGUUGCAUUGGCUAUUGAUAAGAAAUAGACAGACCCUGAUUACUAGAAAGUGGCUAUUAAGAAGCUCCACCUGGUGAGAGAUGAAAUAGAUGCUAAAAGAGUCUUGAGAGAAAUUAGAAUAUUGCGAACAAUGAAGCACGAGAACAUUCUUCGCUUGGAACAUCUCAUUUAUGAUGACUCAAAUAAAGAAUUGGAUUUUGGGGAAAUAUAUUUGGUUACCAAUUACAUGGAAGUGGAUUUAUAUAAAAUAAUAAAGAGCGGCUAGAAUCUGACUGAUCAGCACUUCCAAUACAUCAUGUAAUUUCCUAUUGAUAACAUAGGUAUCAAUUAAUAAAAGCAUUAAAAUAUUUGCAUUCAGCCAACAUUGUUCAUCGAGACAUCAAGCCAAGUAAUAUAUUGGCAACUGAGAAUUGCGAAAUCUGUUUUUGUGACUUUGGAUUGGCCAGACAAAUCGAGGAAUUGGAAGCCGAAGACAAUCGCUGUCAGAAUAUGCUUACAGAAUACGUUGUUACAAGUAUCGAUAUUUCAAAUAUUAAUCUAGGAUACUACAGAGCUCCUGAAGUUAUGUUGUCAUCACAUGAAUAUUCAACUGCAAUUGAUAUGUGGUCGUUGGGUUGUACCUUUGCUGAAUUAAUCACCAGAUAAAUUUUAUUUAAGGGAACAAAUUAUAUUCAAAUGAUUAAAUUGAUCUUUGAUACUUUGGGAAAACCAGGUGAGGAAGAUUUGGGCUUCAUUACUAAUGCAAAUGCCAAAAAGUAUGUUAGUAGCCUAUAAACCAAACAAAAAGCAUCUAUUGGCUCUGUUAUCAAAUAUUCUAAUCCUUAAGCCAUCGAUUUAUUAGACAAAUUGCUUGAAAUUAAUCCUAAAAAGAGAAUUACAAGUGCUGAAGUACAUCAUUAUUACAAAUAACUCCUAGGCUCUUAAUCAUCCUUACUUAGAACCAAUUAGAGACCCUGAUGAUGAACCAUCAUUUGAAGGCAAUUUAGAUUGCUAAUUUGAAAAUGAUAGCACUAUCUAAUUAAAAGAUUUGAAGGCCCUGAUUUUGAAUGAGGUGAAUAUCAUGAGACAAAAAAACUCAGAACCAAUAAUCAAUGUUCAGUUGGAGAUUGAAAAAAGAGAACAAAUAACUAAAAUAAAUUAAUAAAAAAAAUAGCAAUUGAAACAAUAAUAAAAACAAUAGCAAUAAUGA
Molecule: messenger RNA, 1275 nt
Organism: Paramecium octaurelia
Lineage: Eukaryota; Ciliophora; Oligohymenophorea; Peniculida; Parameciidae
Source: the annotation of a GenBank genome assembly